UUAUUUCCUUCAAAUUGUUUGUCGACAUAGAAAAAAGUUAAAAAAAAAUCGUUUUAGUUAAUAUAAUGCAAUUAAAUUUGUUACCUUAAUCCAAAGUAAAGGUUAAAUUAGUGACCUCUAAAUAAAUAUAGAAAUUUCCCACCCACUUAUUCCAUACACUUCUAAGCAGUCGUAACGGUUAGAAGCAUCAGCUGCUCGUUGUUUUGGCCUUCGCAUUCUCCAUUCAGCUUUUGCGUUUCGCCAACGUUUAUUAUUGUUAAGGAAUACAAGCGUUACUAUAAUGGCAAAUUGUAAGAUACCACCGCGAGUGUCACGCCGCUUGGUCGCUUUCGACUUCGAUUGCACUGUUGUGGAUGACAACACGGAUACGGUGGUGCGUGAUCUUCUGCCGGCUGAUCACUUACCCAGCGAAACCAUUAUACACAAUGAGGGUUGGCAAGAGUACAUGGCUGAAGUUUUCCGACGUGUGCAUCAGCAGUGCUGCUCACCACAAACGAUACGCGACAAAAUACGUUGUAUACCGGAAGUUCCUGGCUUUGUGCGUUUACUGAAACGUCUACAUCAGGCGACAGAAAACAAAUACGAUUUAAUCAUAAUUAGUGACUCAAACACGAUCUUUAUACAAGAGUGGUUGGAUGCGCAUGGUUUGGCCAAUUGCUUUGAGAGUAUAUUCACAAACCCGGCGCACUUUGAUGACGAUGGUUUGCUGCAUGUACGUCCCUACCAUCAUCAGACCGAUUGUAAGCUGAGUGCAGCCAAUUUAUGUAAAGGCAAGAUAUUGGAACAUUUUGUCGCCAAACGUAAUCUGCGCGAUAAUACACACUAUGAACGCAUUAUUUAUGUUGGUGAUGGUCAUAACGACUUGUGUCCAGUGCUAAAAUUGCGACAGGGUGACAUAGCAUGUCCGCGACAAAAUUUUGCAUUGGAAAAAAAGAUAACGAGUCAACGUGAAAAAAUGGAUUUGCGAGCGGAUGUAAUUAAGUGGAAAAGUGGUUUUGAAUUGCUAAGACAAUUGGCCGAACGUGAUGCGGCAUUGGAUGCAGAUGAUGCGGACGCCACACUGGCUGAUGCUACAAAGCAUUAGUGGAAGGCGCUAUAUUUUGAUAUAUAUAUAUAUUUUUUUAAAUAUAUUGUGUACAUGCCUUGUACCAACAUAUUAACCCAGCCAAAAUUAAUUAAUUAAUGCAUAUACAUUUGUAUAUAUAAUUGUAAAAAUAUACUAUUUGUUCCACUUCUGUACAUGGCUGUGUAUGUCUGUAUGUCAAGUAAUCAAUACGAGAACCUCUUAGCAAAAUAACAAAAUUAUAUAAUAUAUUAUUGAAAAUUCUAAAAAUUUAAAUAUAUUUGCAAAGAGUUGGCUUGAGAUGUGUUAGGUGCGGGUGUGAAGGCAAUAAAAAAUUUCAAUAUGUAUGCAUGUAAAAUGCUAUAGAACAACACACAUACAAACACAAUUAUGUAUGCAUAUUUUUGCACAUAUUUCAUUGCACUUAUGAUGUGAGGUAUGCAUUGUGCAUUUUUGUUCUAAUUGAUAACACAUGCCUCACUAUUUAGUAUGUCAAAUAUACAUAUGUAUAAACACACAAAUCUAAAAAAAUUUUACAUGUUUUAGCUGUUAAUUGUUAUUGCAACAAAUAAUAAAUAUGUAUGUAUAAAUGAU
Molecule: messenger RNA, 1657 nt
Organism: Ceratitis capitata (Mediterranean fruit fly)
Lineage: Eukaryota; Metazoa; Arthropoda; Insecta; Diptera; Tephritidae
Product: probable phosphatase phospho2
Exons: 1
Coding region: 281-1084 (267 amino acids)
Molecular function (GO): phosphatase activity
Source: RefSeq, a predicted model, not a curated record